Molecule: messenger RNA, 1145 nt
Organism: Biomphalaria glabrata
Lineage: Eukaryota; Metazoa; Mollusca; Gastropoda; Planorbidae
Product: eukaryotic translation initiation factor 4E type 2-like
Exons: 8
Coding region: 115-780 (221 amino acids)
Biological process (GO): translational initiation
Cellular component (GO): eukaryotic translation initiation factor 4F complex; cytoplasm
Molecular function (GO): translation initiation factor activity; RNA 7-methylguanosine cap binding
Source: RefSeq, a predicted model, not a curated record
UAUGCAAGGGAAACUACUCUCACAACACAUGAACUGACAAACCUCAUUCCAUCCAUCUGGAAAUAUUCACUUAUUAUUAUUGUUUUAUCACUGAUUUAUUGGGCAUUGUUUAAAAUGAACAACAAAUUUGAAGCUCUCACUUCUGCCAAAACUUCCAACCAGGAGACAGACAGACUGAAGGCAGAAGACAGUGAUGAUGAGGAGGAGCCAUUUAGGCCAGCGCCAAAACCUGGUGAGGGAGAGCACCCCCUUCAGUAUAACUAUGCCAUCUGGUUUUCUCGACGCUCACAGAAUAGCAAGUCAGUUCAGUAUGAUAAGAAUCUCAAGUUCAUAGCGUCCUUUGCUUCAGUUGAACAGUUUUGGAAUAUUUACAGUUACAUUGUAAGGCCUGGAGAUAUGAGCGGCCAUGUUGACUAUCAUUUGUUUAAAGAAGGAAUUCGGCCAAUGUGGGAGGACGAUGCCAACAAGCAUGGGGGUAAGUGGAUUAUUCGUUUAAAAAAGGGUCUUGCGUCUCGGUGUUGGGAGAACCUGAUCAUGGCCAUGUUGGGAGAACAGUUCAUGGUGGGAGAGGAAAUCUGCGGAGCUGUCAUCUCCAUCAGAUAUCAGGAUGAUAUUCUCUCCCUCUGGAACAGAAGCAACGACUCAACUAUCACGUCACGUAUCAGGGAUACGUUACAACGGGUUCUAAACCUGCCUCCUCACACUAUAAUGGAAUAUAAGGAACACACAGAGAGUAUUAAAGACCAAACCAGUUUCAGAAAUACCAACUUUGUCAGAUAGCACUCAACUUAAACAGAGCUCAGCAUAUCAUUGACUACAGUUGUUAUAUUUUGUCUUGCCACUUCCUGUUAGGGUCAAUGCAGUGUAUUGUGGGAAUUUGGGCAAAAAUUUCAUUUUAUUUUUCAACCUUCUCUCAUCUUUUUUUUUUUUUUUAAAACAACAAAAAAAUAAAAUAUUGAUAUAUAUUUUUUUAAAAUUUUAAUUCAAUCACUAAUUUUUAAAAAUCAUGUUUAUACAAUUUUUUACUUAAUCUAAUUUCAAAUGUCACAGUGAUGAGAGAUAAUACCUAUAUAAUAAUAAUUAGCAUGGAAGAAUGGACAUUGUAUUCAUAGUGUACAAAGAAAUAAACUUAACAAUAUAAUUGA